UUUCAACUCCUACAUACACUUCUCGUUCUUUCUCUCAACCUCUCUCCUGCUCCUUCUUCUUCUUUUUCUUUCUCCUUCUUCCUCUUCUUCUUUCUCUUUCUUCUUCCCGUUUACAGAGAUUCUGAUCAUCUGGGAUCAGUUUUUGAAAGCUACAUUCCAACAAAUGUUAUAAUUUUAUAAGUUUUCUUGCGGGCAUUGAGUUGGCAUUUUGUUUGCUUGUUCUUCUGGUUCAGGUUUUUUGUCUUUUUUCUGGUUUUCUUCUGGGAAUUGGCUUGGAGGAAGAGUUGUUUCGGUGUGAUAACGUUCAUAGUUUGUUACGUGGGUCUGUAGAUCACAUGGAUACGACAACUGCUUUAAUGCUGUUAACGGUUUUAGCGGCUUAUUUAAUAUGGCUCAAGGUGAUAUCAAGAUUUUUGAGCGGGCCACGUGUCUGGCCUCUAUUGGGUAGCCUCCCUGGCCUCAUCCAAAACGCUAAUCGUUUGCAUGACUGGAUUUCGGACAAUCUCCGCGCGUGUGGCGGCACGUACCAGACUUGUACCAUUGCCCUUCCGUUUCUAAGUCGGAAGCAGGGUCUCGUGACUGUCACGUGCGAUCCCAAAAACGUGGAGCAUAUUUUGAAGGCCAGAUUUGAUAACUAUCCGAAGGGUCCCAAUUGGCAGUCUGUGUUCCAUGAUCUGCUCGGUGAUGGGAUCUUCAAUUCUGAUGGUGACACGUGGCGGUUCCAGCGUAAGACUGCUGCACUGGAAUUUACCACCAGGACUUUGCGCCAAGCCAUGGCUCGAUGGGUGAACCGAGCGAUAAAGUAUAGAUUUUGCCCGAUUCUUGAAUCGGCUCAGGUUAAAGCUAAGCCGGUUGAUCUUCAAGACCUUUUACUCAGAAUCACUUUUGAUAACAUAUGUGGUUUGACUUUUGGGAAGGACCCACAGACGCUAUCAGCAGGGCUUCCUGAAAACGACUUCGCCCUGGCUUUCGACCGAGCCACUGAAGCCACACUUCAACGCUUUAUUUUGCCCCAAGCUAUAUGGCGGCUCAAAAGGUGCCUUCGGCUUGGCAUGGAAGUCAGCAUGAGCCAAAGCCUUGAACACAUGGACGCUUAUUUAUCCAAUAUUAUCAAUACACGUAAGCUGGAGUUGCUGAGUCGGCAGGAAGGUGGGACCCCACAUGAUGACUUGUUAUCCAGAUUCAUGAAGAAGAAAGAGUCAUACUCGGACACAUUUCUUCAACACGUGGCACUCAACUUCAUCCUAGCUGGACGUGACACCUCAUCAGUGGCAAUGAGCUGGUUCUUCUGGUUGGUCAGUCAAAAUCCAAGAGUGGAAGAGAAAAUCCUUACCGAAAUUUGUACCGUCCUGAUGGAGUCACGUGGCAGUGAUAUAUCCAAGUGGCUAGAUGAACCGCUGGCCUUUGACGAAGUUGACCAGUUGACUUAUCUCAAGGCAGCAUUAUCUGAGACACUCAGGCUGUACCCAUCAGUCCCGCAAGACUCAAAGCACGUGGUUUCCGACGACGUCUUGCCGACGGGAACUUUCGUUCCGGCGGGUUCAUCAGUCACAUACUCAAUCUACGCAAUGGGUCGGAUGAAAUUCAUCUGGGGUGAAGAUUUCUCGGAAUUCAAGCCAGAAAGAUGGUUAAAUUCUGAUGGUAAAAAGUUCGAGGCACAAGAUUCAUACAAGUUCGUUGCAUUCAAUGCUGGUCCAAGAAUUUGCUUGGGGAAAGACUUGGCUUAUUUACAAAUGAAGUCAAUAACAGCAGCAGUGUUGUUGCGCCACCGUCUGACAUUGGUGCCCGGCCACCGUGUGGAGCAGAAAAUGUCACUGACGUUGUUCAUGAAGUACGGCCUGCUGGUAAAUGUGCAGCCGAGGGAGCUGAAGCCUAUAGUGGAAAAAAUAAACCCAGGUAUCUACCAGAGGGUUGAAAUGGUAGCUGGAAUUGCCUGAGCCACAAUCUUAAUUCGAUUAAAAUGGUGUUUAUUUUAUUUUAUUAUAUGCAUUCAUAUAAAUGCAUUUAUAUUAUAAUAAUUUGUGGUACUUGUUAUCACAGAUGUGACUGAUGUUAUAAAUAUGAUUUCUGAUGACAAAUGCCUUCAUCCAUAAGUGGGCAAAAUAUUGGAAAGUCAGGAGGUGUUCGUCAUAAUAAAUCAGGAUAAUAUCUGUCGCUCUUUGGAGUCCUUGCAAAAUAAUAUAUAGUGUUACACGGCCAUUUUCAUGGCAAAAUGCACGGAUGGUUAGGUUUGAUAUGUCUUUUUCAAAUAUAAUCUAUUGGGAAACCACUUUGACGUGUA
Mangifera indica (mango) is the source of this 2281-nucleotide messenger RNA. Its product is annotated as cytochrome P450 86A22-like. The record is from RefSeq and is a predicted model, not a curated record. The transcript has a single exon. Gene Ontology annotation, molecular function: oxidoreductase activity, acting on paired donors, with incorporation or reduction of molecular oxygen; monooxygenase activity; heme binding. Lineage: Eukaryota; Viridiplantae; Streptophyta; Magnoliopsida; Sapindales; Anacardiaceae. The coding region runs from base 336 to 1937 and encodes 533 amino acids.